This is a messenger RNA of Schistocerca piceifrons (Central American locust), 1229 nucleotides long. RefSeq lists its product as uncharacterized. Gene Ontology annotation, molecular function: odorant binding. NCBI's taxonomy places the organism in Eukaryota, Metazoa, Arthropoda, Insecta, Orthoptera, Acrididae. Bases 78 to 890 code for a protein of 270 amino acids. The transcript is spliced from 9 exons. The record is from RefSeq and is a predicted model, not a curated record.
GCUUAUAUAGUGCGCGCGCAGCGAGACUGCCACCAUUUGCGUUUGUUGUUCCUGGGCAGAAACACCGCGCCGCCAUCAUGUAUCGUCUGCUCUCGUUCGCCGUGCUGCUUCUGGCUUUGCACUGUGCCCUGGCGAUGCCGGACCACCCGGCGUCAAUGCGCAUGUCUGGAGAGCUGUCCCACGAGAUAGACAUGCACAACGACACGGCCGCCAAUGCCACAACCACAAGCAGCAGUGCAGAGGAUGACGAUGAUGACAACGCCGAUGACGAUGCCACUGAUGACGAGGACGACGAUGAUGACGAGAUACAUGUGGAAGGCAAGAGUUUUUCAUGUCCAACAAGGCGGCCCGAGGUCGUCGAGAUAGAGCAGCAGUGCAUGGCCGAGUACAACGAAAUGAAGAAAAAGAAGAAGGACGCCCCCUGCAUGGCUCCACCAACUAAAGACAUAUUUGUGAUUCAAAAGGAGGCACCCAAUGCUGCAACAAUCAGGUUGGAAACAGUACCUGAUACAGCCUCCUCAGAAGAGACAACACAUUCACCAGGACAUAAGCACCAUGCUCACAUGUCUUUCUACUACCACUGUCUUCUGAAAAAGCUGGAUUGGCUUAAUGAAGCUGAAGUUCCCAGCAAGUCUAAGAUAGAAGCAUGGUUAGCAACAAAUGUAACAGAUGCAACACAAAGAGAGCAGACAAAGCAACGAGUAAACCACUGUCUUUCUGAAUCGAAAGAUGAAACUGAAGGUACUGAAAGUAGCACUGAAAGUACUGAGGAAACUGAGAAAAGCACAGAAUCAUCUUCUAAGAUGCAAGACCAAAUGAAGUGUGAUUUUUCAAAGACGCUGUUGUGCUGCCUUAACCAUGUUGAGUGUCCUAUCAUCAAGUACCCAUAAAAUCAAGAUGUAUGAAGAUAUCAGUAGAAGUUGAAUGUCUGCCAAUUCACUUACACUUCUGUAAGGUAACUAAAAAUCUGAGAUGAAGGCACAAAAACAAUAUAAAAUGUGUGAUAUAUAGAUAAAAAAGCAUUUGCAGGUGCAAUAAAUGCCUGUAAAUGUAAUGUAAAUGAAUUUUGUAACUGAAUAAUAGAGUUUCAAUCAAAAUAUUACCUACAAACACUACUUGCAUAUUUUUUGUAACUGAACAUGACUUUAUUGCUGAAUGCCAAUGAUUGACUCUCUUAAUGCUGCAAAUGUAGAUUAGAUCUCUAAUAAAGACUUCAUUAUUGUCACAUA